Molecule: messenger RNA, 713 nt
Organism: Adelges cooleyi (spruce gall adelgid)
Lineage: Eukaryota; Metazoa; Arthropoda; Insecta; Hemiptera; Adelgidae
Exons: 4
Coding region: 56-397 (113 amino acids)
Source: RefSeq, a predicted model, not a curated record
ACAAUUUUUUGGUCUUACUUAUUUGAAAGAGUAGAAAGUCAUAUUUUACAGCAACAUGCACAUCAAGAUCAAUGUUUUCCUAUGUUCAAUAAUAUGUAUCCAACAGACAUUGACAACAUGGUCUGAAAAAUUGUCAGAAGUAUUUGGAGAUGAGACAGCUCCAACUACCGCGCAGGGGUUAUACGAUUUGUAUGCGGCUAUUGUUGAAAAAUAUCCAGAUCAAUCAGUAACACAAGAUUUGACACAACUCUAUUUCGAUUCACUAGGUUAUUCACCAUUAUAUACCGACAUGGUAACUCUAUAUUUAAACGAUCAACCUCAUACUGCAGAAGCAUUUGUCAGUUGUUUGCAGCGAGGUGAGAGUGAGCUAUUUUAUCACACUGAGUUAAAAAAAUGAAGCGAAAAUUUUAUCCCAUCAUUAACAUUCACUUAACCAGUUUUUUUUUAAUCUUUUGUUAAAUAAAAUUUCUUAUUUAAUUAUUAAUAAAAAUAUAAAACUAAAUAAAUUAUCUCCCAUGCCAUAAAAUUGUUACAACCCAAUGUACAACAAAUAUCUUUCGGAAAAACAAAUUAAACUUUUAUUAUGCUAAUACACAAUAAUAUUAUUAUUUUCUUAUAAAUAAGAAUUUUUCUUUACUAUUUAAAACGUACCUUUUUCAAUUUUCUACUAAAAAUCUUAUUUUCGUGUAAUAACCUGGACUCACUUAUCUAAG